UCCACGAGGAGGGGGAAUGAAUGAUUCAUUCACAAAGAGAAUCCCUAAAAACUUUCUGGAUGUCCUGGUGCUCCUCCGGCCCGACGAUGCAACGGCCCACGGACCAGAGCGACACCGGUCUGGGUAUAUUUGGUGUAUUUCACAACGACAUGUGAUCAUGUGUGGGUUUAGUAAGAAGUGGGCGUUUGGCGGGUUUUCUCUUUUGAACGGAAACGAAACUGAAAGCAGAAAAAAAAGACAUCGGCAGUCAGAGAGGUAACAGAAGAGCACGGAAGAAGACACAAGAUAUGGCCUCCGCUCCAGCAUCAUCCAGUGAGACCUGCUCAUUGGACGAGCAUCUAACAUGCUCCAUCUGCAUGGAAAUGUUUGAGGAUCCUGUCACUACAGAUUGUGGCCACUCCUUCUGCAAGAAAUGUCUGGACCUCUGCCAUGAGUACGCUCACCUGUGUCCCAUGUGCAAGAAGCCUCUAAGCAGAAUCCCGGAUGUGAACAUCGUCCUGAGAGACAUCGUCCAACAGCAAAAGGUGGAAAAGAUUAAAGAGGAAGAUGAUGAUAUUUACACUGGGGAGGACAUUUACACAGACCAGACGCUGAAGGCAAUGAAGUCCUGCCUCGUGUGUCUUGCCUCGUAUUGUUCGACCCACCUGGAGAAUCAUUCUUCAACUGAAAGGCUGAAGGGCCACAAGCUGGUGGCACCUGUGAAGAACUUGGAUGAAGAUUCGAAGGAGGUUGUCUCUACUGAAGACCAACAGGGGAAGAAGAGCUUCCAGGUUUGUCAGAUUUGUGGCUGGUCCAAAAUGACGACUUAUCGGGGCCUGAGAAUUCACCAGGGGAAGAAGGGAUGCAUCCCGAAGGGAAUGAAGAUCCCAAAGACAGAGCAGCGCAACUGGCAAAAGCUGGGGGAAAUGGAACUGAAAGUGGAUCAACGGAGACGUCAGCCAGCGAGGAGACUGACUUUCAAGGAGGAGCAUUUGCCAAAACCACCAAGCAGGAACGUCCGUCCCAACUCUGCAGCAGCAACAGCCACAAUCAACAAUGGAUACAAUUCAGCUUUUGCCACUUCCCAACGCUCUUCCCUAAGAACCACAAUGUCAAAUCCAGGCCAUCCGCAGCAAUAUUUCCUCACGCUUCCACAGGUGAGUACGGCGCUUCCACUUCCUCCACCACCAGUAGUCCGACCUAAGGAGAAAAGAGUUUAUCCAACAGUAUCACAGAGUGCAGACAGGAGAGCAAUGACAGGAAGUCAGCGAGCAGCAGCAGCCACAAUCAAGGAUGAGCCUAUAUCAUUUCCACAACCUCCUUUCCAAAGAGCCCCAAGGUCAAAGCCGGGCCAUCAGCAGCAAUAUUUCCCCACCCCUCCACAGAGGAGUAUGUCGCUUCCAGUGGCUCCACCACCGGCAGUCCGACCUAAGGAGAAAAGAAUUAAUCCAACUUUAUCACAGAUUGCAGACGGUAGAGCAAUGAAAGAAAAUCAGAGAGCAACAGCAGCCACAAUCAAGGAGGAGCCCAAAUCACCGGUUGCCAUUUCACCAAGGCCUUUCCAAAGACCCACGAACCCACCGUCAGCCUAUCAGCUGCCAGGUUUCUACACUGGUGUGCAGGUGAACGGAUUGGCCAGGGAGCGUCCAUCAACUCCACCUUCAGCAACAGUAAUGCAGCUGAAGGAGAAAGACAGGAAUGAUAACGCGAGACAAGAGAGACUGAAACUUGAAUUACAGCAGGAAAUUCAAAUGAGGAGAGAAAAAAUGAGUAACAUGACACCAGCAGAGAGAGCCUGCGAGAACAUCCCAGAUUCACCCAGGACCAGC
Messenger RNA from Seriola dumerili (greater amberjack), 1808 nucleotides. RefSeq lists its product as uncharacterized. Lineage: Eukaryota; Metazoa; Chordata; Actinopteri; Carangiformes; Carangidae. The transcript has 14 exons. The annotation marks the transcript as partial. The record is from RefSeq and is a predicted model, not a curated record.